UUUUCUUUUAUAUAUUGCUCUUGGUUGUCUUAGUAUCAGUGUCAUAAUGUCUACUGCAAAAAAUUCAAGUAUAAAAUUAAUCCAAGAUGUCUGGUAAAACGAAUCAAAGAAUAAGAAUUUUGUAUUCUCUCCACUCUCAAUCGACAACACACUAGGUUUACUAGCUUCUGGAGCAAGUGGUGAUACCCUGGCACAGAUUUUAGGCUUUCUCAACUCUGAAAGAUUCGAUCAUCUUAAUUCUGUUAAUUCUAAACUCAUCAGCGUGUUGGAAAAAACACAAACCGGACCUGAACUGUCUUUCGUUAGCGGUGUUUGGGUCAGCUCCUCACUGAAACUUUCAUUCCAAGAAGUUGCUCGUGCAGUUUACAAAGCGGAAGCAGAAACGUCAGAUUUCGCAAACAAGAGCAAAGAAGUGCGGAUGGAGGUGAACAAAUGGGCUGAAAAGGAAACCAAUGGAUUAAUUAAAGAUCUUCUUCCUGUUAAUGCAGUCAAUGAAUUUAUAAAACUUAUAUUAGCGAAUUCACUCUAUUUUAAAGGAUCUUGGAACCGUGAUCAGUUUGAUCCACUACUAACUAAGAUGUCCAACUUCUAUCUCCUCGACGGGGAACAACCUUUUUUUUCUUUGAUGACAGGAAAACAAUCGGUACAUUUUCCCUUCAUGUCAGCGCCAGAAGAUCAGUAUAUUGGCUGUUAUGAUAGCUUUAAAGUACUGCGACUCCCAUACAAAAGGGGUUGGGCAACCUCUCCACAUUUUUCUAUGUACAUAAUCUUACCCGAGCAAUACGAUGGGCUCGGUGAACUAAUAAAAAAAGUGAGCUCCGACCCUACCUUUCUAGAACAAUAUCUCCCGGUUCAUAAGAUUCCAACAAAAGAAUGCAAGAUUUCCAAGUUCAAAAUUUGUUUUGAUUUUGAAGCAACAAGAGUUCUACAGAAAGUAGGACUGGUUUUGCCUUUUGAUGAUUCAAAGGCAGAGCUGACUGAAAUGCUGAAUACUGAUCAGAUGGUUAAUACAGAAAAUAAGCUUUAUGUUUCUGAAGUUUACCACAAGUGUUUCGUUGAAAUUGAUGAAGAAGGAACUGUAGCUGCUUCUUCCACUGCUUCGAUGAUGAUGGCCGGUUGUGCUAGUUCACCUCCUCCUCCCGUCAAGUUUGUGGCAGAUCAUCCUUUCAUGUUCAUUAUAAGAGAGGAGGAAAGUGGUGCAGUGUUGUUCAUGGGACACAUCCUUAAUCCUUAUCAAACUAGUCUACUUGUCUCUGAAGUCUUACUAAAUGGUUUAUAAUUCUUUGUUAUCUUCUUUGAAUUUAUAACAAU
Papaver somniferum (opium poppy) is the source of this 1311-nucleotide messenger RNA. Its product is annotated as serpin-ZX-like. Lineage: Eukaryota; Viridiplantae; Streptophyta; Magnoliopsida; Ranunculales; Papaveraceae. The record is from RefSeq and is a predicted model, not a curated record. The coding region runs from base 419 to 1279 and encodes 286 amino acids. The transcript has 2 exons. Gene Ontology annotation, molecular function: serine-type endopeptidase inhibitor activity.